CAUAAACAAUCGCAGCUAUGUUCACAAAGUAAAAAUCUGUAAAGCUGGAAACUGUACAAAAAGUGUGUAGCUCUGUUAAUUGGAAUAAAAAAUGCAGUAAAAAGUGUGAAUUAAGAGCGGAAAUAAUAUACAAAUGGCUAUCCAAAAGCCAGGCGAGUGGGCGAACUCACUUUUAGCCCGUUUCGAAGACCAGCUGCCCAAUAAAAUUGGUUUGCAUGGCACCCAAGCGCGAUUGAGUCAAGAUCAGCUGACUGCCUGUCUUAUACAAAUUUCUCGUUAUCGCUUCUCACUAGUUAUAUCUGGACUCACCAAAAUGUUGCAACGAGUUAAUGAAGCGUCUAUGCAAAGUCGUCACGACGCUGAGCGUUGUUAUUUUGAAUCACUAGUCAUUAUAUUAACAACUCUGGAACGUUGCUUGGCUAAUCAGACAAAGGAUACGGCACGUUUUGAGGAAGCAAUGAAUGUUAAAUUACUUUUACGUGAAAUUUCGCAAUUCAUCGAUGUACAGAGUGAUAAUAAUCCAAAUGCAGCACAGUUGAAAGCUAUUGCUUCAAGAGUGCUAUUCGCACUUUCACAAAAUCAUUUUUCAGCUGUAUUUAAUCGCAUAUCAGCGCGUAUACAAGAGCUGAUCACAUGCUCAGAUGAGAAUCCUGAUUGUUGUGACAUUGAAUUAAUACAACAUAUUGACAUGGACAUAAAUAAACUAACAAAACUUUUGCAUGUGACCAAGUCGAGAUCGAAAAAGGCGCCACCUUUGAUAUUGUUACAUUCGUUAGAGAAAGCCAUUUGGAACUGGAUCGAAUAUCAUCCACAUGAAUUUCAGGAUCUGCAACGCGGCGUUGCAACAAAGGAUAUUUCAAGUUGCUGGGAAACAUUGCUGGAAUUUGUUGAAGCAUAUAAAGCUGAAAACAAGAAAAAUAAGACCACCGUCUGGCCACUGCAAAUGCUAUUGCUUAUACUAAAUCCAAGCUGCUUGGAAGCCACUGUCAAUGAAUUACAACAAUCGGAAAAGGAGAAAGAUAAAGAAAAAUACAGAGAUAGAGAUAGAACGUCGCUAACGCAAAACUCUGCGCAAACUGCACGUGAUAAAGAGCAAUCUGCUAAACAGUUUAUUGAGGGUAUUAAACGUGGUUUGGGGCCACACUCGCCCUCAAAGCAAGUGACUGAGUAUGCAGCUAUUGCUUGUGUGAAACUAUGCAAAGCCUCAACAUAUGUCAAUAACAACGAUUCGAAUAAUGUGCUCUUCAAAUUAGUGCAGUAUGUCAUUAAUGAUUUGAAAGCAUUGCUUUUUAAUCCGGUCAAGCCAUUCUCACGUGGUCAAGCAUACAAUUAUGCUGACAUUGAGCUUAUGAUCGACUGUUGGGUUUCACUAUUUCGCAUAAAUCCGCACAAUAUCGACACAUUAAAGGUCUGUCUCAAUUUGUCUUCACCGCAGGCGUAUCACUUUGUAAUUGUCUGCUCGCUGCUAAGAUUAACACACAUACAUGUGGAUUUUCGUCUACAAAAUAAAAACUGUUUCCGCACCAUCCAUCAGCCAAUACUAUCAUGGUGGGCCAAAACCAAUGUUGUACAUUAUCGUUCGGCAGAAUUGCGUGCACUCUUUACCGAUACCUUGAAUAAGGCCACACAAGGUUAUAUUGCGCACACGCCACUGCGUAUGAUAACAUCGCUGACGCUGAAGUCGAAAGAUACACAGAAAGGCUUAACGCGUUCCGAAGAAGGACCUGCACAUAAAAUGUUACUGCUUCUUUUGGUCCGGCUUAUACAUGCUGACCCGAUGUUGCUUUUAAAUACACAAGGCAAAGUGGCGCAUGAAAUGCAAAGUUCCUCACUCGAACUCAUCAAUGGCCUUGUGAGUCUCGUGCACCAACCCACCAUGCCCGAUGUAGCGCAGGAAGCUAUGGAGGCAUUACUAGCUUUACACUCAUACGAUAAAAUCGAAUUAUGGAAUCCACAGGCGCCAAUGAAUUGUUUUUGGGAUGUCAGUUCGCAGGUGCUAUUUUCAAUUUCACAAAAACUUAUACAACACCAGAUUGCCAACUAUACGGAUGUGCUGAAGUGGAUGCGUGGUAUAUUGAGUUGUCGCAAUGACUAUCUGCAGCGGCACAAGAAGUACGCACUGGUCGGUCAUGAGCUGCAAAUCUGUCGGCAGGCGCGCAUUAAACUGGAAGUGGUGUUCUUUAUGUAUCUGUGGUCAGUCGAUUUGGAUGCAGUGCUCACGUCACUCUCCUGCUUUGGCCUCUUAUGCCAAGAGUCGGAUAUUUUGUUGACGGCUGAUGAUUCGGCGACUGUGUUACCUGUUGCCAAUUAUCAAAUCUAUCAGGAGCUUACACAGUUAGCAAGCUCGGAUACACGCAUCUGUUUUUAUGAAACUAAUCAUGGCAAUGCAUACAACCGUCUUGCUCUGCAACGACGUAUGAUGAAUUUGUUGCGCAAAAUCGAGCACUGUGUUGAUGGUGUACAAACAGCGUGGGAAGAGACCUUUAGAAAUUGGGAACUCACCAGCAAAGUAUUGCAAACAUAUCCCAAAUAUAAAAGUGACGACAUCCAAGCAGAGCUCUUCCAUCGUGGCGUUGGCAAGCGUCGCGCAAGUCAUCAAAGUUCGGAACAUGAUUUAGAAGAACACAUCACUGAAUGGGCCAACAUGACAUGGUUUCUUCUAACACUUGGCGGUGUGUGUCUGCAAAAGCGUUUGGCUUCGCGUUGGAAGCAAAUGCAGUUACAAAAUAAUUCCGCAACUGCUGGUUCCAGUAGCGGUAUGCCAGCGACGGGCAAUCUCUUACAGUCGCAAAACAGUUUGGCGCAAUCGCAGAACACUUUAGCAGCAUCAGGCAGUUUGACUUCAAUAUCCUCAAUACCAGCUGUAUCGCUCUAUUCGCUCUACUCAUGUUCCACCAGUUCCGGACGUGGUUCUCUACUGCAUCCCAGCACCAUAUCAUUGACUACUAUAGUGCCGGUGCCACAGCAAGAUUUGCAAUACUGUCCGGUGUCACAAUUCAUCGGUCAAUUAUUGCGCUUGCUGGUGUGCAAUAAUGAAAAAAUUGGUUCUAAUAUUCAGAAAAAUGUGAAAGAUUUAAUUUCAGAAGAAAUGACGCCACAACUUUAUCCCAUAGUUUUCGAUCAAAUACGUUCGAUAGUUGAGAAAUUUUUUGAUCAACAGGGGCAAGUGAAUGUCUCCGAAAUCAAUACCGCCUUCAUCGAUCAUAUUAUACACAUAAUGAUUUCGAUAUUAAGUCCUCGACCCGUCAAGGAUCCGAAUAAUGAGCAAGUCGCUGCUUCCGAGUACCUGAGUGUGACGAGCAUUGAAGGCAUGAUGCUGGGCAUUGUGCGUUAUAUGCGUCAUCGUGAAAUGAAUGUGUCAGGGAUACGCGCCAAAGCGCACCUAUGUAAUUUAGUAGAGAUAAUGAUAAAACGUCGCGAUGAUUUGGCUUUCCGGCAAGAAAUGAAAUUUCGCAAUAAAUUAGUAGAGUACUUAACCGAUUGGGUUAUGGGCACCUCACACCAAAUAGUACCCACACCCAACGAACCACCGCCAUCAAAUCCCGCUGAGUUAUUCCGUGAACUCGAUAUAGCUUGUAUGGAAGCUGUAGCCGCUCUACUACGUGGACUACCUUUGCAACCAGAGGAAUCCGAUCGUGGCGAUUUGAUGGACGCGAAGAGCGCACUAUUCCUAAAAUACUUUACGCUUUUUAUGAAUCUCUUAAACGAUUGCAUUGAUAGCACUGAGGCAGAGAAAGAACUAAAUAAUCCACCACUACUCCCACCGCAUCCGCCUGUUAAUGGCAGAUUGAGCAUGUUACGCUUUUCCACCAUACAAGCGAUGUCAAAUUUGCUCGGCGCCAACAUCGACUCGGGUCUGAUGCAUUCCAUCGAUCUUGGCUACAAUCCCGAUUUACAAACACGCGCUGCUUUUAUGGAAGUGUUAACGCGCAUCCUAAAGCAAGGUACUGAAUUCGAUACGCUCGCCGAGACUGUGCUGGCUGAUCGAUUCGAACAGCUAGUCCAAUUGGUUACAAUGAUUAGCGAUAAGGGUGAGCUGCCAAUAGCGAUGGCAUUGGCUAAUGUAGUGACCACUUCACAAAUGGAUGAAUUGGCACGUGUGCUGGUAACACUAUUCGAUGCCAAACAUCUGCUUUCACCGCUCUUGUGGAAUAUGUUCUAUCGCGAAGUCGAAAUAUCCGAAUGCAUGUCGACACUAUUUCGCGGCAAUUCGCUUGGCAGUAAAAUAAUGGCAUUUUGUUUUAAAAUUUACGGCGCAAAUUAUUUGCAAAACUUAUUAGAGCCGCUAAUACGACCGUUGCUCGAUGAUCCGACCACUAGCUAUGAGGUGGAUCCAGCUAGACUGGAGCCCGGUGAAGAUUUGGAACGCAAUAAAGAAAAUCUAAUAUUGCUCACCAGAGUCUUCUUUGAAGCGAUACUCAAUUCAGUGGAUCGUUUUCCCUCACAAUUACGCUCAAUGUGUCACUGCCUCUAUCAGGUGUUGAGCAAACGUUUUCCCACCGUCUUGCAAACUAAUAUCGGUGCAGUGGGCACUGUGAUCUUCCUACGCUUUAUAAAUCCAGCUAUUGUCUCACCCCAAGAACUCGGCAUUGUUAAUCGUCAAGUACCCGCUUCGGUGAAGCGUGGUUUAAUGUUGAUGUCGAAAAUCUUACAAAACAUCGCCAAUCAUAUUGAAUUCUCUAAGGAACAGCAUAUGGUAUCAUUUAAUGAUUUUCUACGCUCACGCUUUGAACAGGGUCGUCACUUUUUCGUACAAAUCGCCUCGGAUUGCGAGACGGUGGACCAAACAUCGCAUAGCAUGAGUUUCAUCUCAGAUGCCAAUGUUUUGGCACUGCAUCGCCUGCUGUGGACACAUCAGGAGCGCAUUGGCGAUUAUCUCUCCAGCAGUCGUGAUCACAAAGCUGUCGGCAGACGUCCUUUCGACAAAAUGGCCACAUUGCUGGCUUAUUUGGGGCCGCCAGAACAUAAACCAGUGGAUUCACACAUGAUGUUCUCAUCCUAUGCGCGUUGGAGCUCUAUUGACAUGUCAUCAACGAACUUCGAAGAGAUAAUGGUGAAACAUCAAAUGCACGAAAAGGAGGAAUUCAAAAGCAUAAAAUCCAUGAAUAUCUUCUAUCAAGCUGGCACAAGUAAAGCUGGAUUACCCGUGUUUUACUACAUUGCAAGGCGUUACAAAAUUGGUGAAACGAAUGGCGAUUUACUGCUCUAUCAUGUAAUACUCACACUCAAAGCAUUCUGUCACUCACCUUUCGAAUUGCUCAUAGAUUUCACGCACACCUGUUCGGAUAAUCGCUUUCGCACCGAAUUUUUGCAGAAAUGGUUUUGUGUGCUGCCAACCGUUACCUAUGAAAAUUUAUACACCAUUUACAUUUACAACUGUAAUUCAUGGGUGCGUGAAUAUACGAAAUUUCAUGAACGCAUACUGGCGCCGAUUAAGAGUGAUCGCAAACUAGUGUUCAUCGAUUCGUCCAAUAAACUCAAUGAAUACAUCGACACUGAACAACAGAAACUGCCAGGCGCCACAUUAUCGCUAGACGAAGAUCUCAAGGUAUUCAAUAACGCGCUCAAACUUAGCCAUAAAGAUACCAAAGUUGCUAUAAAAGUUGGACCAACUGCAUUGCAAGUUACAGCAGUGGAGAAAACCAAAGUACUCGGUCACUCAGUGCUGCUGAACGAUGUCUAUUAUGCCUCCGAAAUUGAGGAAGUUUGUCUGGUGGAUGAUAAUCAAUUUACGCUCUCCAUAACGAAUGAAAGCGGUCAGCUAAGCUUUAUACACAACGAUUGUGAUACCAUUGUACAGGCCAUAAUACAUAUACGCAAUCGUUGGGAGUUAAGUCAACCGGAAUCGGUGACGGUGCACCAGAAGAUACGCCCUAAAGAUGUGCCCGGUACACUUUUGAAUAUGGCAUUACUUAAUCUAGGCACCUCAGAUCCCACCUUACGUUUAGCUGCCUAUAAUUUACUCUGCUCACUCACCUGUUCGUUUGAUUUGAAAAUUGAAGGUCAACUAUUAGAGGCACACGGUUUGUGUAUACCAUCGAACAAUACAAUUUUCAUUAAAUCCAUUAGUGAGAAAUUAGCCACCAAUGAACCACAUUUAACGCUCGAAUUUCUAGAGGAAUGUAUACAGGGUUUUCAGCGCAGUACAAUUGAGUUGAAGCAUUUAUGCUUGGAAUAUAUGACACCGUGGUUGAAUAACCUAUUGAAAUUUUGUAAAUCCAACGAUGAUGCCAAAAAGCUAAAGGUCGCACAAAUUUUAGAUAAAUUAAUUUGUCUUACAAUUGAACAGAAGGAGAUGUAUCCAUCGGUGCAGGCGAAAAUUUGGGGCUCUAUUGGUCGCAUACCCGAUCUUAUCGAUAUGGUGCUGGACAAUUUUCUACACAAAUCGAUAACAUAUGGUUUGGGUUCGCCGCACGUGGAGAUUAUGGCCGACACGGCUGUAGCGCUCGCUUCUGCGAAUGUGCUGUUGGUCUCGAAGAAGAUAAUAACGCGCAUGUGCCGCGUCUUGGAUAAGACCUGCACAAAUCCAACACAGUUUCUGGAACAGCAUAUGAUGUGGGAUGAUAUAGCGAUACUGACGCGUUUUCUACUCAUGUUAUCGUUCAAUAACUGUCUUGAUGUUGUAACACAUUUGCCAUAUCUAUUUCAUAUUAUCACAUUUUUGAUCUGCUCCGGUUCCGUGACAAUGCGCGCCUCCAUACACGGUCUCGUCGUCAACAUCAUACACUCGCUGACUACUUGCACUAAACCAACUUUCUCCGAGAAUGCAAAGCGUGUGCUCCGGCUGGCACUCGAAGAAAUCUCACUAUACAAAUUCUAUGCUCUAUUCGGUAUAAGCAAAGUCAAAUCGGCCGCUGUAACAGCCUUCCGUUCGAGCUAUCGUCAUCCAUCCGACAGAUGGUUGGGCAAUGAGCGCGUCUGUCAAAUGCUACCAGCUGAUGUAGAGCGAAUAACAUUGCCCUCAUUGGAAGAGGUGGUUGAUUCAUUGUCGGAGAUCAUGUCGGUUUGCAUGCCCGAUGUGCCAGAUUGCCAAUGGCUGGAGACAUGGACGACAUUGUCACGCAGUUUUGCCUUCUGUUACAAUCCCGCGUUGGAACCACGUGCGCUCAUAGUUUACGGUUGCAUUAGUAAAAGCAUAACCGAUCAGGAAGUGAAACAAUUAUUGCGCAUUUUGGUUAAAGCGCUGGAAUCAUUCAACGACAUUACACUAAUCGAGGCUAUCGUAUUGUGUUUAACGCGAAUACAACCUCUACUGAGACCUGAGUCGCCCAUACAUCGCGCUCUAUUCUGGGUUGCUAUCUCUGUACUGCAGCUGGACGAAGUAUCGCUGUAUGACGCCGGCUUGGCGUUUCUCGAACAAAAUCUGCAUACAUUGGAACGUCAGGGUUGCUUCGAUCACGAGAGCAUUGCCGAUGUUAUGAUGCAGACACGCGAAAAACUUGAGUGGCACUUCAAACAACUCGAUCAUGCAGUUGGCUUAUCAUUUCGCAGCAAUUUCCACUUUGCACUCGUCGGUCACUUAUUAAAAGGCUUUCGUCAUCCCACACCUUCAACCGUCUUUCGCACAUCCCGCAUACUCGGCACGCUGCUAAGUCUUGUCGCCAAACCUUUUCAUCGCGACAAAUUCGAAGUGACACCAGACAGCGUUGCCUAUUUGACGGCAUUGGUAGCCGUUUCCGAGGAGGUGCGCUCGCGCUGCCAUGUCAAACAUGCCAUACCGCGUUGGACCACCGAUUUGAGCAUUAUGGAAAAUGGCGAAACGAUCUUUUAUGGCAAUCAGAAUACGCUCGGCAUGUCGUUACCACGUCGCCAAAAGUCCUGGGAUAUUCUUGAUCAAUCCGCUUUACAGUUUGCGCGUCAUCACAAAGGACCUACACAUCAGAAGAAUGCCAAAGUUUUGUUUAAAACACAGCGCUCUUUUUCGGUGCCAACAACAAAAGAACCGAAUAAUACGAGCACUAUCGAAGAACGCCAGGAGCGUGGUUCGCGUUCAUCUGUUUCCAAUGAGUCCAAUGUACUAUUAGAUCCCGAAGUGCUCUCCGAUUUGUCCACACAAGCGCUGGUAUUAACCGUUUUGGCCACAUUAGUGAAAUAUUCAACAGACGAGAAUGAGACACGCGUGCUAUAUCAGUACCUGGCCGAGGGUUCGGUCGUCUUCCCCAAAGUAUUUCCCGUCAUACACUCGCUGCUAGAUCAGAAGAUUAACAAUAUACUAUCAGUCUCACACGAUCAAGUCGUUUUGAAUUCCGUACAAAGCAUCAUACAGAAUAUGCUCGCCAGCGAGGAUCCUUCACAGCAGCAACUACAUUUCCUGCAAAGUUGCGGUUUUGGUGGACUCUGGCGGUUCGCUGGCCCAUUUACCAAGUACACCAUGAUGGGCGAAUCAUCUGAAUUAUUCGUCAACUGUUUGGAGGCCAUGGUUGAAACAUGCCUGCCAGGUGAUGAGACUGUGCCGGUGCCGCCAUCACCACGUCCAUACAAUUUGAGUUCGAGCCUCAGCAGUCUUACUUUAGGUUCACCAACUGAUAAAGCUGCAUGAAUAACAACCAGCCAACGCGGCCGACGUACAACAUUAUUCGCGCGAGUAUUUCGUUUUCUAAACUUCUUUAAAAAAUGUUUUUAAAAACCGAAGCAGCCAACACAAAAGCAAAAAAGCGGACGAACAAAGUAAGUCCAAAUUAAAAUUUGAUGACCAAGUGAGAGACAGAUAAGACGAAAGUAGAAGACACGAAUGAAGAUUUCUACAAAACAAUGUUAAGCAGGGAUUGUGACAAGUACAGAGGCCAUGAAUGUGCCAAGGAAACGAAACUCACAGUGAUACUUACAUUACAUUUUAUGUAUGUAUGUGUGCGUAUGUAACGCUGUGUGGAAGUUCGAUUUCCACUUAAAUGUAGGGUUAGGGUAGCAAGAUUUUGACCGACAAAAGAAGAAAUUGAACAACUUAACCACCAGCAUCGAAUUUAGGUGUAAUAAAACAACAAAAGUAAAAGCAAAAUUGAAACUAAAACUUAAAGAGAAAAUGUUAAAAACAAACAAAAAUGUGUGUGUGUGUGUGUGUUUGAAGAAACUAAGCAAAUUUAAUUAAAAAAAAACAAAAACAAGAAAAACAUAUUUUAAUCUGUGUGCCUGUGUGUAGUAAGAGCGCUUGUAUAUGUGCGUCAUGUGUCAUGCUUUGAAUGUAACUAACGCUUUGUUCUGGUUUUUGUUAUACAUAUAUUUAACUUGUAAGAUUUUAAAGUUACUAAUUGAAAUUACUUAAGCAUAAAAUCAUCGAUGUGGUCUUACUAAUGCACACUAACAAACCUAAGCACAACUAGAUACCAUGAACUUAUUGCGUUUAAUAAAACAAAAUCAAAAUCCAACUGAAAGUAUUGAUCAGGGCUCGAUAUUUACAUUUGGGAUCCGAAAUUUCAGCGUGAAUGUAAAAUUUCUGAUUUUUCCGUUAACAGUUGAGCGCUGAAGCAAUUGUUUGCAAAUCUAUCAGUAACCGUGGGUAAGUCUACAAGUUAAUAUUGCCCGAGGAUUUCCGGCUAAAACUUCCGGUCCUCAUGCUGUUUGCGUUUCAGUAAUAAAGUAGUUUACUGUGCCGUGAUUCCACAAAGUUCAGCGCACCCAACCAAUUUUCAAACAAAGAAAGCUGUAAGCUAGCAAUGAUUAACCUUCGCUCAGACUUCAUUCUCAAAUCCUUAAGGGGGGAAACCAGUUUAGAUGAUUCCAAAAAAUCGAUUUUUUGUAUUGCAUAAAUUUUUAGUACAACUAUUCAAGAAUAUGUUGCUUAAGUUUCAUAACGAAAUUCCAAUUAGUUCCGAUGAUAUGAGCACUAAGGUAAACACUGGUCGAUUCAGUGCCGAAGCGAACUUUUUUUUUUUCAAAUGCGUUUUUCUCGUAUCGAUUUUUUUUCAACUUGCGGGAAUCCCGGCUCGAAAAGUUAUUGCCGAAUCGAUCUGAAAAUUUAUUCAAGUCAGAAAAAUAUGAAUCAAACUCUGGAAUGAUAUUAUUAAGUAAAAUAUAAUUUUUUAUGUAAGAAAGGUAAAAAAAAAUAUAUAAAAUCAUAACAUUUUGUUCAAACACCUCCAAAACAUUUAAUUUUCAACUCUUUUGGCCAGAGUUUGGAAAGUUUAUUCUUAGAAAAUAUGUUUCUAACGAAGUGAAAAAAAAUUAAUGAUUGCAGGUCAAAACUGUGACCUCCUGGUGCCCCGCCAGUAGUCAACUCUAAUGGCGAUCGUCAAUGGACAUCUCCCUCUAACUUCAACACUUUCGGCGGAAAUGGCAUCGAAAAAUUUAAGAGUGUAGUUCAAAAUUGGAAUAAACUACAAGUUUAAAAGAAUUCUAAGUAUUUUUUCUCAGUUAAAAAAAAUAGCUUUCCUGCUACUGAGAACGGAGUGCGCUAUGUUGCUUAACUGAAUACUCGCUAUGUAGAUGUUUUUGAGGAGACCUUAAGAGGCAUAUCGAAAUUGAUUAACCAUAAAACUGUCCGGUGAGGAAUUUCUACAAUUUUGCACACCAUAGAACAGAAUUGAUUCGACUGAAGGCCACUUAAUCUUUGGGGAGAGAGCUAAGGGUUAAUUCAUAGACCCGCUACUAUAAAGCAGGAAUACUUUGUUGUUCAUUUGCUCCUUUCCUUCUGACAAAAAUGAUUGUCAAUGAGGUAGACCGUGUCUUGAUUAACUACAAACACAAUAAUACUGAUAUCCUCAGUAUGAGAGAUACUUCUGCUGCCUUCGGUGCAAUCAUUAAACAAGAAAAGGUUUUAAUAGAUCCCAUAGAUUUUUAUCUGGACAGUGGCUGUAAACACGGCAGCAUAUCCCAAUCAUUUGAGGUUUUCUGAAUGUUUUCUGCCGCUAUAACAAUAACAGCAAUAUUCGUUGUAGACAAUAAACACUUUCUACAGAUUUGCGGCGCUAAUGUUGCUGUUCGAAGUCGACAGCUUCACAGCAUUAAGAUUGCUCUUACUCACUACAGUUCUACUGCUCUUGCUAACGUCUUUUCAUAGAUUGAUCCAUUUCAAAAAGCAUUGCAUGUGUUCGUUGGAACCAUCUUGGAAUGUAACAAAAACAAAAAUGCUAUUAGAUCUAUAGAUGUAUCUAUAUUCAAUUGCGAUAACAACCCGCUGCCCACCAGAUGCAACUUCCAGUUGGAGUCUCUGAUAUUAAUUCAACUGAACAAAUAUUUUCUUUACCUUAAUGUGCUUACACUAUAUAAUAAAUCUAAAUAAAAUUAGCACAAUUUGCAUUAACAAUUUCAACUCGCGUCACAAAUUUUACUAAGUCGAUAUCGUUAAGUUCCUGCACCACAUCUACUUAUACUAUACUACUCGUAUUACUGGUACCUACUUCUAAUGAUUACUACUAAAAAGCUUCUCUAGCUAAAAAAAAACACUGAAUUUUUUAUUAUUGUAUUUCUUCUGCAAUAAUUUAUUUACGAAUCACACAAUUUUAUUGUAUACGAUUUUAUAAGUUUAUUUAUUAAAAUUUUUAUAUGCCUUAUUUUAUGUUGUACUUUCUACCAAAUCUACAGGGUUAUAAUCUUGCAUCACAAAAAAUUUUUUGUUGCAAAAUAACUGCGAAAAUGUUGCUAAAAUUAAUGGGCAAAUUAGAAGUUUUAAGUUAGUCUGAAGUUUAUUUAUAUACAUAUAUCCUUUCUAGAAAAUUGAAAAUUUAUAUUUUGGAGAAAUUAAUGCGAUUGUGUUUUUCUGUAUUAUAUUUAUUACUUUGCGAUGUCAGGAUAGUAAGCUAAAGAUGUAUUUUUAAAUUAAAUAUUCGGCACAUUAUAAAUUCUCUUAAUACGCCAUAAAGGGUGUGGCGCGCCAUGGCGGAUGAACUCAUUCGGGCCUUCUUUGAUACUUUGCUCCACAGCAACAAUAGCGUCUACAGUGAACACUGUGCGGCAUCUCACUUUUAAUCCGACUUUCGGUAUUCUAUCUUUCACUUCCACUAUAUAAUUUCCACAUUUUUUUCCGAAUUGAAUUCCGAGUGAAAAUGAAUGUUCUGAAAAAGAAAAUAUUCGUUUAUUAAGUUUAUUAUGAUAAUAAAAUUAAUUGUUAAUUAUUAAAGAAAAAAAAAGAUAUAUCUGGCUUGAAAACGGUAAAAACCAGAAAUUCUAAAAAUUCUCUAUUCUAAAGUAGUUUUCUUAAGUACCUUUGAAAUUAUCUACUACUACGAUCCAUGAAAAAAUGAAUAUCCUUCCCUACGGAUUUUUGAACAGCGCCUUCGCCUAAAAAUCUUACCGUGGCCGCCAGCUACCUUUAUCUAAAUGGGGAAGCACAACUAAUUUUUAAUGAAAUUCAAA
Molecule: messenger RNA, 12288 nt
Organism: Bactrocera oleae (olive fruit fly)
Lineage: Eukaryota; Metazoa; Arthropoda; Insecta; Diptera; Tephritidae
Source: RefSeq, a predicted model, not a curated record